CAACUACAAAGCUCGCAAUCGCGGCCGCACUCGCAUGCUCCUCGCCUCCUCUCGUCGCCUACCGCCUCGCUCCGGGGUCUCCGAUGGCCUCCACGCUCGCCAUCAUUAGGCCCUCCACGCCGGCCCCGCUCGCCGGCCGCGCCCGGUUUGCCGCGCCGGCGGCCGUGAGGGUGGCCCCGCCGUCCAGAUGUAGGUAUUCGUCAGCCAGGGUGUCGCUCGGGUCUGAGGUAGCGGUGAGCGCGGACGAGCUCUUCGCCGACUACAGGCCCACCACCGCAUUCCUCUUCCCCGGUCAGGGUGCCCAAACUGUUGGAAUGGGUGGAGAGGCUCAGAGUGUUCCAGCUGCUGCCGAACUGUUCAACCAGGCAAAUGACAUACUUGGAUAUGAUUUGCUGGAUCUUUGCACCAAUGGACCAAAAGAAAAGCUUGACUCAACAGUGAUCAGUCAGCCAGCUAUAUAUGUUACCAGCCUUGCGGCAGUAGAGGUACUUCGUGCACGUGAUGGAGGCCAAGAUUUAAUUAACUCUGUAGAUGUCACAUGUGGUCUCAGCCUGGGAGAAUACACGGCACUUGCAUUUGCUGGUGCUUUUAGCUUUGAGGAUGGCCUGAAGCUUGUCAAACUAAGAGGAGAAGCUAUGCAGGAUGCUUCAGAUGCUGCCAAUAGUGCGAUGGUUAGUGUGAUUGGUCUAGAUCUAGAAAAGGUGCAACAACUAUGUGAUGCUGCUAAUGAGGAAGUAGAUGAAAAGGAAAGAGUUCAGAUAGCAAAUUUUCUGUGUCCUGGUAACACGACAUAUGCAGUUUCUGGUGGUGUAAAGGGUAUUGAAGUGGUGGAAGUCAAAGCAAAGUCCUUCAAGGCCAGAAUGACGGUUCGCUUAGCUGUUGCUGGUGCUUUCCAUACUAGGUUCAUGCAACCAGCUGUUUCAAGAUUGGAAUCUGCGUUAGCUGCCACAGAGAUUAGAACACCAAGAAUUCCAGUCAUCUCCAAUGUUGAUGCACGGCCCCACUCAGAUCCUAACACAAUCAAGCAGAUUUUGGCGCGGCAGGUAACCUCUCCCGUACAAUGGGAGACCACUGUGAAGACUCUCAUGGGCAAGGGGAUUGAGAAAAGUUAUGAACUCGGACCCGGAAAGGUUAUAGCAGGUAUUCUGAGGAGGAUCAACAAAGGUGCUAGCAUUGAGAACAUCGGUGCUUAGAUGUUACAAUUUCAAGAUUUUUCCGGGUCAGAUAAUAAGUUCCUGAAGUACUCAUGGUACCAAAUUUCAUAGCAGAGGGGUUGUGGCAAUCGCCCCACCCAUCAGGGAUAAAAACGAACCUAUAGUGAUCAUUGUAGAACCAAGUUUGGAUGCCUAGAGUUGGCGGAUCUUUCGGUUAUGUUUAUCUACCACUUGCAGCUGAAUUUUGACCUUGAUGUGUAAUGUACACCUGUAAACCAAACUCGUGUGUAGUCUCCACGACCAUCUGAACAGAAGUGUAUUUU
Messenger RNA from Phragmites australis (common reed), 1477 nucleotides. RefSeq lists its product as uncharacterized. Gene Ontology annotation, molecular function: [acyl-carrier-protein] S-malonyltransferase activity. Bases 84 to 1193 code for a protein of 369 amino acids. The record is from RefSeq and is a predicted model, not a curated record. The transcript is spliced from 10 exons. Lineage: Eukaryota; Viridiplantae; Streptophyta; Magnoliopsida; Poales; Poaceae.